AAAAGUGUUAACCUCACAAAAUAACAGCUUUUUGAUAGGUGAAAGUGCUAAGAAUACUCACAAAAAAAGAUGUCUUUAUCCCUAACUGAACACUAGUACCGAAUCGAGACAUCCUUACCGACAUGGCCGGGUUGGCCGAUUCGCCGCAGUGGCAAUGGAAUUGGACGGCGCUGUGCGGUCCGGACCAAUUUCAAAUUUGGUCCACGCACACUCACGAUUUAGGACUGUGUUUCGAACAAUUGGCCUUAGAAAUCCCCGUUUUAAGUCUCCUCGGUGUCAUUUCUUCUUUUUACUUCGGGAAACAGGAUGGCUUUGUAUCCAGAGGGCGACUUCAACUUGCCGCGAUUAAAAUGCGAAGCAUUGUGGUUCUUUGUUUGGCGCUCUUGCCUAUUUUACAAGUUUACAUUGACAUAAAUACAACCAGGGGUCACAUAAAACAUAUUUCGUUUUUCUUGAGCGCCGUUCAAGGGAUUUGUUGGUUCACACAUUUUUUAUAUUUAAUUAGUUUGAAAAGUAGAUUGGGCUUAAGCUCUAGAGGGCCAAUGGUUCUUUGCAUUCUUUGGUCCUUUUUGUUUGUUCUGAGUGCCAUUUCUUUAAGAACGCACUAUUUAAUUAACAAGUACGCCCCCACUCCGGAAUUCGCAAUGACUUUGUCUUUUGGAUUCAGUUUUUGUUAUUUUAUUUUGCAAGUCUUCUAUGCGCUCACAUUAAUUCCGAGUCAAGGAACCACUACUUACUUGAGUUUCGCUGAGAGAUAUUCUGAGAUAAAUGAAACUCAGCCAUUGUUGUCAAGCGCGUACGUGCGCUUCCGGGAGGAGAACGACCCCUGUUAUUUAGGAGUUGCGAUGGAAGAUGCGAACUGGUUCUCAAAACUGUUGUUUUAUUGGGUGAAUCCUCUAAUGGAGAAAGGCGUGGAGAACAAAUUAACCAACACCGACGACCUGUACGAUCUACCGCUAAACCUCAAUUGUGGCGUUAUCAGCGCAAAGUUAGAGAGGAACCUCAGAAGGGAUGUUAACGCGUCACUAGAUCCUUUCUUAGAUGGAGCUACUUCUACGUCGUCGACGGCGCCGGGGCCCAUUGUUGGCAGCACGGGUGCUACUAAACACAAUAGAACCCUGCUGGCCGCCCUCCAUCGCUCCUUCUGGCUGCAAUUCUACUCGGUGGGCGUGCUCAAGCUGGUCGCCGAUUGUACGGCCUUCGCAGGACCGAUGCUUUUAAACAAAUUGGUUGGAUUCAUUGAGGACAAGCGCGAGGAUCUCGCCUGGGGCUAUAUCUAUGCCAUGGGGCUUUUCCUCUCCACUUGUGUAUCAUCGCUCUGCGACGCCCAUUUCAAUUUCUGGAUGUCCAUCGUCGGAUUGAAAAUGCGAGGCGCCCUUGUCACGACGGUUUACCGUAAAACACUAUCCGUCAGUUCGACGGUGCUCAGCAAGGACUUUUCCGUCGGCGAGAUCGUCAAUUUUAUGUCGACGGACACGGACCGAAUCGUCAAUUCCUGCCCCAGUUUCCAUGCGUUGUGGAGCAUACCCUUUCAGCUCGCCGUGACAUUGUAUCUGUUGUACAGCCAAGUGGGAUUCGCCUUCUUGGCCGGGUUGGUGUUCAGCGCCGUUCUCAUACCCAUAAACAAGCUAAUAGCGAACAAAAUAGGCCAAUUAAGCACGAAACUUAUGGAACAGAAAGACGCCAGAGUUAAAAUGAUCACUGAAGUUCUGAGAGGAAUUAGGGCCAUUAAGCUGUACGUUUGGGAGCAGCACUUCAUUAGACUUAUAACCAGACUGCGGGACAAGGAGCUGAAAUAUUUGCGAGGCCGUAAAUACUUGGACGCGAUGUGCGUCGUAUUCUGGGCCACCACCCCCGUAAUAAUUUCUGUUUUGACGAUGGGGUCGUACGCGCUGAUGGGACAUAAACUGACCGCGGCGACCACGUUCACGUGCAUCGCCCUCCUCAACAUGCUCAUUAGUCCUCUGAACGCGUUUCCAUGGGUGCUAAACGGCAUGACUGAGGCCUGGGUCUCCAUUAAGCGGAUACAAAAGUUGCUGGACCUGCCAGAAUUAAAUUUACAAGAACAAUACAGUGAUGAGCUGGCUCAGCACUCUUCAGUGAAUACGGAUUUGGUGAUUGCAACUGGAGGCUAUACGUGGAAUAAAGAGUUGAGUGCUGAAGAAAAACGAAAGCUACAUUCCGUCAAAAAAGACAAAAAAAUGUCUAAAGGCAAAGGAAAAAGUAAAAAAUCAUCUCUUUCUAUAGAUAAAAGAAGCAGUGUUGAGCCGCACAUUUUAGAAGAGGAAGGAAAUUACAUAUUUAAGCUCUUCAAUAUUGAUCUGGUGGUCAAAAAGGGAGACUUUGUUGGGAUAAUUGGAUGUGUAGGUUGUGGAAAAUCUUCUUUACUUUCAGCCAUAUUGGCCGAACUCACAAUGUUUGAAGGCGAAAUGGCAACAAGUCAUAUUGAUUCUGGCUUUGGUUACGUCAGUCAACAACCUUGGUUGCAACGUGGUACAAUAAGAGAUAAUAUCCUUUUCGGCAGCACUUACGAUGAGACAAAAUAUAAAUCGGUUUUGUAUGCAUGCGGUUUGGUCGAUGACAUUUAUCAGUUGCCUAAUUCUGACAUGACCGGAGUUGGAGAAGGUGGAAUGACUUUGUCAGGCGGUCAAAAAGCUAGAGUGGCACUUGCAAGGGCAGUAUAUCAAGACAAGUCAAUUUAUCUUUUAGAUGAUAUUCUUUCAGCGGUUGAUGUCAAAGUAGGCAAACACAUUUUUCAAAACUGCAUAAUGGGGUUAUUGAAAAACAAAACCCGUAUAUUAUGUACACAUCAUGUGCAGCAUUUAGUUUACGCCGACAAAAUUGUGAGAAUGGAAAAUGGAACAAUAAAAGAACAAGGAAAACCAGCUGACGUCUUAUCAAAUAUGGAUGAUACUUUGCCCAUAGACUUGGAACUCGGAGAUAGUCUACAGUCUGAAGAAACGAACGAUUCCUUAAUUAGCAGUAUUAGAACUUCAACAGCAAAGAAUUCAGAUAAAGAUACAGAUAGUCUGUUAGUACGGGAAACACAGGAAACUGGCAGCUUGGAACUUUCAGUAUAUACCAGCUAUUGGAAAGCUAUUGGUCACCUCUUAAGUUUUGGUAUUUUAAUUUCUGUGACCGUCAUGCAAAUGUCCAGAAACAUGAUCGAUUGGUGGCUCUCGAAUUGGGUAUCGGAUGAAAGCAAUAAUGUUCCAAAUAAUACAAAUUUGACGUUUUAUGCAAACGAGGCAAUUUUAAUGAGCACCAACAGUAUUUUUAGACAACCUGAUACUGACUACUAUUUGAAAAUUUACGUGGAAUUAGCUGUGAUAAAUCUUGUGUUCACUUUCUUAAGGGCGUUUCUUUUUGCUUAUGGUGGUAUUGUAGCUGCUACAAAAAUACACAAAUUGCUUCUGAAAUCGGUAAUUAGGGCAAGAUGCACUUUCUUUGACAUAUCUCCAUUGGGCAGAAUCCUCAACCGAUUUUCCAGCGAUACGUACACAAUCGACGACUCCCUUCCCUUCAUAUUAAAUAUUCUGUUGGCGCAAUUCUUUGGACUACUGGGUUGCGUGGUGAUUACGGUGUACGGUUUGCCGUGGAUUUGCCUGGUGCUUGUGCCCCUUAUACCGGUCUAUCAUUGGCUGCAGAACCAUUACCGACUGACUUCCAGGGAACUGAAAAGGAUAUCUAGCGUUACUUUAUCUCCAGUUUAUAGCCAUUUCAACGAGACGCUUCAAGGUUUGACGACAAUUAGAGCGAUGAGAGCUGGUCAGCGGUUUAAGAGAGAGAACGAGGAUAAAGUAGACGCAAAUAUGAAAGCCCAACUGGCGAGUCAGUGUGCGGCAAGGUGGAUCGGUUUGAGACUCCAGUUCAUCGGUGUGGUCAUAGUGGCGGGCGUCAGUUUUAUUGCGGUCAUCCAGCACCAGUACGACAUCGCCGACCCCGGUAUCGUGGGAUUGGCAAUAUCCUACGCCCUCUCCGUUACGGGGUCCUUGAGUGCAGUAGUAAAUGCCUUUACUGAAACAGAAAGGGAGAUGAUUGCGGUGGAGAGAGUAAACCAAUACAUUAAGGAAGUGCCUGCUGAAACAGUACAUUUCGUGACUGACCCACCUUUCGGAUGGCCUAGUCAAGGAGUUAUUUGUUUCAAAGAUGUUAUUGUAAAAUACAGAGAUCAUUUGGUGCCUUGUUUAAAAAAGGUAUCAUUUGAGACAAGACCAUGCGAGAAAGUUGGAAUUGUUGGGAGAACAGGUGCAGGAAAAAGUUCAAUCAUAUCAGCUUUAUUUAGAAUGAUAGAAAGAACUUCCGGAUAUAUUACAAUAGACUCAGUUGAUAUCUCUACUAUCUCUCUUCCUGCAUUAAGAUCUAGAUUAUUCUGCAUUCCGCAAGAUCCAUUUUUGUUCAGCGGCACUAUUAAGGAAAAUCUAGAUCCGUUGGAUGAGUUUAAAGAGUCGGACAUUUGGACGUCCCUAAACAAAGUAAAUUUAAUGGCUGUGAUUCAAAAACUGGGCGGACUGGAGAAGAAAGUUGAAAGUGGUGGCGAAAACUUUUCCGUUGGCCAAAAACAACUUAUAUGUUUGGCAAGGGCUGUACUUCAUAAUGCAAAAAUCCUUUGUAUUGAUGAAGCUACUGCAAAUGUUGAUAUAGAGACUGAUCGUCAGAUCCAACACACUUUGCGAUCCGCAUUUAGAAAAAGUACUGUGUUGACCAUAGCACAUCGUAUCGAAACUGUUUUGGAUUCCGACAGAGUUUUAGUUGUAAGCGAAGGAGAGGUUGUAGAAUUUGACUCCCCUUCAACUUUAUCAUCAGAUGAAUCAUCGUAUUUUUAUCAAUUGCUUCAUCAAGAAUAAUGUUAUUUCUAUUUUAUUAUAUUUGACAUAAAAUAUAUGCGUUUUAAAACUUA
Aethina tumida (small hive beetle) is the source of this 4900-nucleotide messenger RNA. Its product is annotated as ATP-binding cassette sub-family C member 10. NCBI's taxonomy places the organism in Eukaryota, Metazoa, Arthropoda, Insecta, Coleoptera, Nitidulidae. Gene Ontology annotation, cellular component: membrane. Bases 123 to 4847 code for a protein of 1574 amino acids. The transcript is spliced from 17 exons. The record is from RefSeq and is a predicted model, not a curated record. Gene Ontology annotation, molecular function: ABC-type transporter activity; ATP hydrolysis activity; ATP binding. Gene Ontology annotation, biological process: transmembrane transport.